AUGGCCAACUACCUCGCGUCCAUCUUCGGCACAGAACAAGACAAGGUCAACUGCAGUUUCUACUACAAAAUCGGCGCAUGCCGCCACGGCGACCGCUGCUCGCGCAAACACGUCAAACCAUCCUACUCGCAGACCAUUCUCCUGCCCAACCUCUACCAGAACCCUGCCUACGACAACAAGUCGCGCAUGAACCCACAACAACUGCAGAACCACUUCGAUGCCUUCUACGAGGACUUUUGGUGCGAGAUGUGCAAAUACGGCGAGAUCGAGGAGGUCGUGGUGUGCGACAACAACAACGAUCAUUUGAUCGGAAAUGUGUAUGCGAGAUUCAAAUACGAGGACUCGGCGCAGAAGGCUUGCGAUGCGUUGAAUUCGAGAUGGUAUGCUGCCAGACCAAUCUACUGCGAGCUUUCUCCCGUUACGGACUUUAGAGAGGCGUGUUGCAGAUUGAACUCGGGAGAGGGAUGCGUGCGAGGAGGAUUCUGCAACUUCAUUCAUCGCAAGGAGCCCGGGCCGGAAUUGGAGAGGGAGCUGGAGUUGGCUACGAAGAAGUGGCUGAGGGAGAGAGGAAGAGAUGAGAGAAGUGUGACGAGGAGUGCUAGCCCCGAGCCGUUGAAGCCGAGAUACUAA
Sphaerulina musiva SO2202 is the source of this 630-nucleotide messenger RNA. Its product is annotated as splicing factor U2AF 35 kDa subunit. The transcript has a single exon. Gene Ontology annotation, biological process: mRNA splicing, via spliceosome. Lineage: Eukaryota; Fungi; Ascomycota; Dothideomycetes; Mycosphaerellales; Mycosphaerellaceae. Gene Ontology annotation, cellular component: U2AF complex; spliceosomal complex. The coding region runs from base 1 to 630 and encodes 209 amino acids. Gene Ontology annotation, molecular function: pre-mRNA 3'-splice site binding; metal ion binding. The record is from RefSeq and is a predicted model, not a curated record.